This is a messenger RNA of Teleopsis dalmanni, 3399 nucleotides long. RefSeq names its product leishmanolysin-like peptidase. Gene Ontology annotation, biological process: cell adhesion; proteolysis. Gene Ontology annotation, cellular component: membrane; cytoplasm. Gene Ontology annotation, molecular function: metalloendopeptidase activity. Lineage: Eukaryota; Metazoa; Arthropoda; Insecta; Diptera; Diopsidae. The record is from RefSeq and is a predicted model, not a curated record.
GUUGUGCAUGGAGUGCAGAUUGAAAUGGAGGAAUCGCUACCGCCAAGCCACAACAGCAGCGCAGACAAAGAAGGAGCGGCUCAUAGACUACACAAGCGCAGCGUCGGGGAACAGCCACUGCGGAUUUUGUUAUUCUACGAUGAUUCUGUUUACAAACUAGACGUUGACAAAUUCAAUCUCAUCAACAACACCGUCCUACCUGAAGCUGUGCACUUUUGGGAGCAGGCAUUAAUGGUGCGGCAAACAAAGGGUGUCAUAAAACUGAAUAGAAAAUGUAACAGCACACAAGUGUUUGUGAAGGACGGAGAGACGCACUGCAUCGACAAGUGCAAAGAUGUUACGAUGUGUGGGGAAGUUGUGGUGCCUGAGCAGCAUUUAAAUGUGUGCCGUGUUUGCAAUUCAACUGGCCAAAAUUGUCGCAUUGACGAGACCACUGACGCAGGUGAAGGCAUUGAGAAUGCUGACUUUGUGUUUUAUGUUUCUGCACGACAAACGGAGCGUUGCCACAAAGGACUGACAGUGGCGUAUGCAGCGCAUUGCCAACAGGAGGCUAAAUUGGAUCGACCCAUAGCGGGACAUGCAAAUCUCUGUCCUGAUAGCAUCAGCACUAAACCGCAGGAAUUGCAAACGCUUAUAUCGACUGUGAAACAUGAAAUCUUGCAUGCCUUGGGCUUCUCAGUGAGUUUGUAUGCAUUUUUUCGCGAUGAUGAAGGAAAGCCACGAACACCGCGCAAACCAGACACGGGGAAACCUCACCUGAAUGAAAAUUUACAAAUUCACCAGUGGAGCAACGAGACGAUACGUAAAGUAGUGCGCAAAAACUGGUCAGUGCGUGGCGGAUUCAUACGUAGAGAGUUCAAUAUGAUGGUAACACCACGUGUGGUAGCAGAGGUACGUAAACAUUUUGAUUGCCUCAAAUUGGAAGGAGCUGAAUUGGAAGAUCAAGGUGGCGAUGGCACUGCAUUAACGCACUGGGAGAAACGCAUACUAGAAAAUGAAGCAAUGACUGGCACACAUACCCAAUCACCUGUUUUUUCACGUAUCACUUUAGCACUUAUGGAGGAUUCUGGUUGGUAUCGCGCUAAUUACAGCAUGGCCACGCCCAUUACUUGGGGUAAGGGGUUAGGUUGUAAUUUUGUUAUGCGCAGUUGUAAAGAUUGGAUACAAACCAAUAAUGGCAGCUUACCAAAUGGCAACGAAAAAUGGAUGCGGGGACGUUCCAUACAUCCAUUCUGUUCGAAAGUGAAACAAGAUCCACUACAAACUGAGUGUACAGACGAUCGCAACUCUGUGGCGCUGUGUAAUCUCAUAAAGCAUGACUAUGAGCUACCAAAAGAAUACCAGAAUUUUGAUAGCCUCACCAAUGUGAGAGAUGGUGAAGAGGGUUAUUAUGGUGGUUCCGUCUCACUUGCGGAUCAUUGCCCUUACAUACAAGAAUUCACAUGGAGGAAUAAGAAUAUCAUAGUACGCGGCUCACAUUGUCGUUUUGUUGAAAAUAAUCCAAAACCAGAAAAAAAUUUUGCUUUGGAGAGUUAUGGCAAAGGCUCGAAAUGCUUUGAUCACAGUGAAUCCAUGUGGGAGGAACGUUCAUGCCAUCAGACACGUGAAUGGCAACAUUGGGGCUCUGGCUGCUACGAAUACAGUUGCAUCGACGGACGUUUAAAUAUAAUUGUCGGUAACUACUCAUAUACCUGCUAUUUUCCAGGGCAGCAAUUGUCAAUUCGCAUAUUAGCAAAUGGGUGGUUGCAUAAGGGUGCCAUAAUUUGUCCACCAUGCCAUGAGUUGUGCGGCAAUUAUUUUGCCGCACGAAAGCAGGAAUGCCGUUUCCGUGAAGAGGCCCCACCAUCGAACAAGUACCCACGUGAUGUUAUGGUGUGCAGUGCAUGUGGUUUGGGUGCGCAUAAACACCUACUCUUAAGUGGUGCCAUAAUUGCAGAUUUGCUAUUCAAGCGUGUGUUGGUGCAUGUCAGUUAGAUGCUUUAAUUCUCGUAGAUAUUUUAUUACUAUAAUUUUUAAACAUUUUUGUUAUAUGUUUAUGUUAAGUUUAAAUGUAAGAAUAGUUGUAAGUGUAAGCAAGUAGUAAGCUAAGUGUAAUGCAUGAAUAUUUAAAAUUUUACACAUUUUUAUACCAUUCCAUUAACUUUAUUAAUGUAUUUAUAAAAUAGUGUAGGAGACAUUGAAAUCCUAUAAAAUAUGUAUGUUAUCGAUUAACUAUAUAGAUCAAAGUUAUUAAGCUAUGUUCAUCUGUAUGUGCUGUCUAGUUUCCCAAUUUUCACAAAUGUAUUUUGAAACACUGUAUAUCACAUGUCUUUAUAUGCAAACGUAAUCCAUGUGCAUCUGUUUGUGCCAGUCUUAGCAUUUUAUGCCAAUAGUUAAUCAGUCUUGAACAUUGACGAGUACAGCUUCUACCGUUUAGUCUUAUUUAAAUGUUUACAAAUCUCAUGUCAAGUUACUAAAGAUCUAUUAAAUAACAAGAAGUUUAUAGUUAACUUUGAUAAUAAAUUUCUAAUUAAAAUAUUAAUAUCAUUUACAAUGAAAUCUAUUGGUACAAAAGUAUCAAAACAAUUUAUAAAAGCUACUCUUAGUUACUGCUCAAUAGUUGUAAGUAAUACUCGUAUGUUUCGUCUUCCAUUGUUAACAAUGGUCCAUUUUUUUGCAUAAAUAGGCUUUAGAGUCCAAAGUCGCCACUCUUACCUCAAAUUACCUGUCCGAAAAAAUGUUUGAUUCACUAUAUUCUGACCGAUAUAAUAUAUUAAAUAUAUAAUAUCAAAACUUUGUAACAAAAAAAGUUGGAAAACUAAGUAUUUCAACCGGCUUUCAAUUACUACUAUCGCAGCAGUGAGGAAGAAAUGGGCCUACAUAAAAAGUUUAAGUAAGAUGGGCUAUCACCAAUCCAAAAUAAGCCCCUUUUUAAUAGUCAGCGUGUUUCUUAAACUGUGAUAUUAAACACUUAACCGAGCUCUUGAGAUGGGCUCCCACUGAUCUGAUAUAAGUCUUUUUGUGAGCUAGGCUGCCUUUAGUAUUUACCGGCUACUUAAAAGUACUCAGCAUACACGACUUUUUGAUCAAAUCUAACAAAUUUUAUGUUCUGGUCUGAUACUACGAUUAAUUAAUCAUAACAUCAUAUUUAACUCUACUUUUCUUAUAAAUUUCAUCAGGUUUUUAGGACUAACUCUGAACUAAAUACACAAUCACUUCAAGAAUAAAUACAAAUGUUUAUAUUUCAAAUAAUAUAUUCAGCUCAAAAGUGCUCAAUAUAUCAUGAGCGUAUAUAGUCAUCCCUUUUUCUUAAUGUAUUAUUAUAUAUAUUUUUACUUUUGGGUGCGAUCAUGCAAUACAUAUUUACCGAUAUAAUAUACUCAUAAUGUUUAUAAAAGAAAAUUAUAUUGAAAUUCAAAA